GGACAGGGCAUCCUAACGCUUCCUCAUCUCUUUAAUCCCGUCUGUCUUUCUUUCAAUCGUGCUCACAAAGUCGAUCCAGUCGGGGGCGGGGGAGGAAACCCCCGAGUCCUCCUUUCUUCCCCGCUUCGGCGCGCACGGCUCCCUGCGCGCAGUGGGACCGCAGCCAUGGGCGAGGCGGCGCGCCCUCGGGUUUCAUCAGCGGAGGGCGGGCGGGCGGGGAGGGCUCUGACGACAGGUCUCCUUCCCGUCUAAGCCGGCCCUCCAGUCGCUCAGAAGUGGAGGAAGGGACGACACUGAGCUGCUAUGGAGGCUGCGUGGCUGCUGCGCCUCGCUGUCGCCGGGGCCGUCGUGCGAGGAUCCUUGUCAGCCCAGCCUCCUAAUGUGACUUACAUUGUCCAAGAAGAGAGGUGCGACUUGUCUGUGAACUGGCUGCAUGUAGAGUCUCCCAACAGUAGCUGUACACGGCACUAUAAAGUUGCUCUGCGCGUGAAUGGAAAUUGGAUAAAAUUAUCAGAAAAUUGCUUGAGUAACCCUUCUUGGACAACGGAAAUAUCUCUGGGUGAAAAAAUUGAUUUUGGAGUCCAAACUGCUUGUGACAAAGAUUGUCAAGUGCCACCCUGGAAUGAUAAUGAAACUUUCCCUGUUGUACAAAAUGGAAUUGCAGGUACAGGAGCCAGAAAUCUCACCUGCAUUUGGUGGAAUAGGAAGUACAUGGAAUGUUCAUGGCUGAGUGGCGAGAACGCAAGCCCUGAUUCUCCCUACACAAUGUUUUACAAGCAUGGCAGUGUACAGCAGUGCAAAAACAUCACUCGCAACGGAUCCCUGUUUCAAUGUGGUUUUGACUUUGCCAUUCAGCAUGUCGAAAAUAUUGUCAUUUCUGUUGGAGGCAAUUCGAGCAACAUCCAACCUGUAUGCCUGAUUUGGGAUGAAAUAAGUAGAUUGGUAAAACUUCAUCCUCCACGCAUCGAGUACCUCUUAAAGAAAAGUAGCGAAGUAUUUCUAAAUUGGACUAAGCCAAGUGGUUUAUAUAACUUGUUCUAUGAAGUAGAAAUUACUAACGAACAAGACCGUAACGAAAAACCACAGCUUAAGUGCUUUGAAAGCCGUAAUCUUCAGGAUAACACAGCAAGAAUCGACGUUGAGCCUGAUGUACAGCAAAGUUUCCGGAUAAGAGUCAAGACAGAGGAUGGACUCUGGAGUGACUGGAGCGAAAUGAAGGUUUCAAAUCCCAGAGCCUCCACACUUUAUCUUCUUUUGAUCAUUUUAAUUCCUUUAUGUGUAGCACUACCAUUGGUCAUUUUGCUAAUUUAUAUGAAGAGGAUUAAACGACUGAUUCUUCCAAAAAUUCCUGACCCUGAACAGAUUCUGAAGUCCAUGUUUCAAGAGCAAAGUGAACUCCAGCCCCCACAUGAAACAGUCAAUAAUGAGGAAAUCCAUCCGUUAACGAUUGUGGAUCCAGCUGGAAAGGAGAAGUGAAGAAAUCAUGUUCUGAUUGUCAGAUGACUUCUGAAUGUAAUCCAAACAUGUGAAGCACAAGAAGUGAUGUGGCAGGUGCUGAAACAUCUCUUGAAUAUUUCACUCAGAAUAGUCCUUUGCUCUGGAAGCAUCUUAUUGGACUCAGCAGUUCCAAAGAAUGCAAUCAUGUAAAUAGUUUUCCUCAAGUGUCGUCUGGUCCCCACUUUCCUUUUUGUCAUUCUUGCUUGAAACAUCAAGUUCUGCAUUAGCUGCAGGCUUGCUUUGGAGUUUGUUUCCCUCUAUUUUGUGCUGCUUGAAAAAUAUGAACCAUCUGGCAAGGCUUGCCUUAGCACUUAGUGGUUCUCAGAUUCUGUUGUUCUGAGUGCUCCCCAGGUUAAUACAGAUAUUAUCAAGUGGCUCAUAAAAAACUAACUAAGGUAAGUGAUUAUCGGCUCAUUUCAGAGCUGUCAGGCCGCUCUGCCCACUCCAAAGGGCUCUCCCGCAGAAAUCGUGGUGCGUCUCCACUGGCAUCCCUGCCAGCGUACAGGAACCGAGAGGGCUCUGGAGGAUAACCAAGGUUGGUAUCGCUCCCUGAACGUCUCCGAGAUGCUGGCAGGGAGCUGGGUGCCAGGGCCCCCUGCAGCUGGGUGUGGCAGGUUUGCUCCUCCACCAGUGUAAGUGCCCCGGAGAGGACAAAUCCACCGACGUAAGCCUGCACAACCUCCAAAAGAGCAUUUCUCGUCCCUUCCUUCCUAUGGAUUGUGCUGUAUAAUAUUUAUUCUAAGACCAGAGUAUUCCUCAUUGCUGAAAUUGGUGCAGUAUUUCUUUAUGUCACAAAUCUGUGUAUGAAGAAAUCCCAACAAGAUUUAUGCAUAUCUGUAAUUUUGAUAUAUGGGAAUGAUCGAAUGGCCCACCUACAUGACUCAAAGCCAUACCAUGGAAAGAGAUCCAAAGUUGGGUUGUAAUGGGAGAGU
Molecule: messenger RNA, 2429 nt
Organism: Sphaerodactylus townsendi
Lineage: Eukaryota; Metazoa; Chordata; Lepidosauria; Squamata; Sphaerodactylidae
Gene: IL13RA1
Product: interleukin 13 receptor subunit alpha 1
Exons: 11
Coding region: 304-1476 (390 amino acids)
Biological process (GO): cytokine-mediated signaling pathway
Cellular component (GO): external side of plasma membrane
Molecular function (GO): cytokine receptor activity; protein binding
Source: RefSeq, a predicted model, not a curated record